This is a messenger RNA of Fomitopsis serialis, 1371 nucleotides long. RefSeq lists its product as uncharacterized. The coding region runs from base 1 to 1371 and encodes 456 amino acids. The record is from RefSeq and is a predicted model, not a curated record. The transcript is spliced from 6 exons. Lineage: Eukaryota; Fungi; Basidiomycota; Agaricomycetes; Polyporales; Fomitopsidaceae.
AUGGCCGGACCCACUGCUCAAGCGCUCACCUCGGACGACGUGCUCAUUGUGAACACCAGCCCGCUCGACCUGCAAGCCGUCCAGCAUUGCGAGCCCGCAUUGACGAUGAGCGCUCCGAGCACCAGCACCUUGCUCUCGACCGCCACCACCACCUUCUCGUCUCUCACCACCUCCCAGGCAGCCACCACAACCGCUCGAUCUCUCGUCAAGGGGCCCCUGACAACCCUGCGCACAGCACAAGACCGCCGCCUCCUUCCUCUCCUGGGCUUCGUAUUCCACCCGGGACCUCUCCACUCAACUCUACCCUCUCCUCUCUCGGAUCUGGCGACCUCAAUCCGGAUCUUUGGGACCCUGGCGACACGCAACCCAGCCGCCGGCCCAGGAUUCGCACGACACGCAUGCAAGUCCAGCGCCGAGCAACAAGGCCACGCAGAACACCAGGAACACGGAGCGAGGAGAACAGAGGAGGAGAUGCAGAAGGAGAGGGAGGGAGAGGAAGAAGAACGCGGGCGAGCAGGGAGGACGAGCACAGAGGCUCAGAAUCGCAGGUACACCCUUGUUGGACGUCCUGCACCGCCGCCUCCGCUCUUGGUACCCGCGCCAGCAGACGUAUUGACGAGCAUGAAGCUCAUCGUGCGCACUGCUGGCCACAACGUUGUCCCGGGAAUUACGGUCGUACCCGCUGUUGUGCACGGCAACAUGGCGGACACUCACAGCUCUAUGCGUAUGUCGUUGUUUCUGCUCGAUGUAUGUGUUGCCGACGAGAACACCGAUGUGUCCGGGGUGCUCGAAGAAGUACCCGGUCUGUUAUUCGACCUCUUACACGCGACCAAGGGGUACCCUAUGAUGGUACACCAGGUACAUACGUCACCAGCCGCAGCGCCCACGUUAGAAGGCAACACAACAAACGUUCAGUUCGUUACCGAACAGCAGCAGAGUGAUUGUGCCUGCUGCUCCCACUUCAUGAGAUGGCCGUCUCCGCAUGCUGUGGAUAUGCCAGGCUCGUCAUUCGAUGCAUUCACCACUGUUUGUUCACGCAAUGCGCACGACGAAUGCACACCGGUGCCCGCCAUUCCCCGUGGCAACAUGUCAGGGGCGCAUCACUGCACAUCCGACAUGCCAUAUCUAUGUGAUCCGUCACACAAUCGGCAGUCAACAUCCAACAGCUCAUUCAGCUCAAUUGGCCCCAGUGCUGCUCAAAAGUACUUCAAGUACCUCACACAGCUGGUGUUCUUUGUUCUUUGUGCGGUGCUCUCCCCUGACCCUCACUAUGAUGCCCCCCUGACAGCAGGUCAGCGUGCAGCCUGCCAGGCCUUUGCUGACUCCCUGGUCACAUCAGGCAAAACUGAAUUAGCUUUCAGGACUUUGUAG